GCUCGACUCUUUUUGUCUAAAGCAAGAUGGUGGUCUGAAAGGCAAGGUUUGUUGUCCAUGGGUGCAAAGUAUGUUUAAGUGCAUCAACCGAACGGCACAUUUUAAGAGAUAUUUCCAGUCAGCGGCAAACGGCUCCCAUCUCAACCAAGUAAUUAAGCUGGUGUCAUCUUCUUCCCUCAGAAUGAUUGACCCAGCUCUGGAUCGAGUGGUCGCUGAUAUCAUUCGCUCCCCUGAAGACAAACGUGUUUACAGAGGCUUAGAGUUCAACAAUGGCUUGAGGGCCAUGCUCAUCAGUGACCCAACAACAGACAAAUCAUCUGCUGCUUUAGAUGUCCACAUCGGUUCCCUAUCGGACCCGGCAAACAUUGCAGGCCUGGCGCACUUUUGUGAACACAUGCUGUUCUUGGGGACAAAGAAGUACCCAAAGGAGAAUGAGUACGGCCAGUUCUUGAGUGAGCAUGCUGGCAGCUCCAACGCCUUCACCAGUGGCGAGCACACUAACUAUUACUUUGAUGUGUCUCACGAACACUUACAGGGAGCUCUUGAUAGAUUUGCCCAGUUCUUUCUGUGCCCGUUGUUUGAUGAAAGCUGUAAGGACCGAGAGGUGAACGCUGUGGACUCCGAGCAUGACAAAAAUCUGAUGAAUGAUGCUUGGAGGCUCUUUCAGCUGGAAAAGGCCACUGGCAACCCAAAUCACCCCUUCAGUAAAUUUGGAACAGGUAACAAGUUGACCCUCGAGACCAGGCCAUCAAACGACGGCAUUGAUGUCCGUCAGGAGCUGCUCAAAUUUCACUCAACAUACUACUCCUCUAAUCUAAUGGGUCUCUGUGUUUUAGGAAGAGAAUCCCUAGAUGAGUUGACCUCAAUGGUGGUGAAGCUAUUUGGAGAAGUAGAGAACAAGAAUGUACCUAUCCCAGAGUUCCCCGAUCACCCCUUUCAAGAUGAAUAUCUCAAACAAUUCUACAAAGUUGUACCCAUCAAAGACAUUAGGAAUCUGUACGUGACGUUCCCCAUCCCAGACCUGCAGAAAUACUAUAAGUCAAACCCAGGACAUUAUCUGGGACAUUUGAUAGGUCAUGAAGGUCCUGGAAGUUUGUUAUCUGAACUCAAAUCAAAAGGCUGGGUGAAUACACUUGUUGGAGGUCAAAAAGAAGGAGCCAAAGGGUUCAUGUUCUUCAUUAUCAAUGUGGACUUGACUGAGGAAGGUCUUUUGCACGUUGAGGACAUAAUCUUCCACAUGUUCCAGUACAUCCAGAAACUGCGUACAGAAGGUCCUCAGGAGUGGGUGUUUCAAGAGUGCAAGGAUUUAAACAAGGUAGCGUUCCGGUUCAAAGACAAGGAGCGACCCCGUGGCUAUACUUCCAAAGUGGCUGGUUUACUGCACUAUUACCCUCUUGAAGAGGUUCUCGCGGCAGAGUACCUUUUGGAAGACUUCAGGCCUGACUUAAUCGAGAUGGUGCUGAACAAGCUAAGGCCAGAACAUGUCAGAGUUGUUUUGGUGUCUAAGUCAUUUGAAGCUCAAGCAGAUAAGACAGAAGAAUGGUACGGUACACAGUACAAACAGGAGGUUAUCUCUGAGGAAACCAUCAAGAAAUGGGCUGGUGCCGACCUCAACGGCAAAUUCAAGUUGCCGAUGAAAAAUGAGUUCAUCCCUACCAACUUUGAGAUUUACCCUCUUGAGAAAGAAUCUCCAUCUGUCCCUGCCUUAAUCAAGGAUACUGCGAUGAGUAAGGUGUGGUUCAAGCAGGAUGACAAAUUCUUCCUUCCUAAAGCAUGUUUGAACUUUGAGUUCUUCAGCCCGUUUGCUUAUGUGGACCCAUUACAUUGUAACAUGGCUUAUUUAUACCUGGAGCUCCUAAAGGACUCCCUCAACGAGUAUGCAUAUGCAGCCGAGCUAGCUGGCUUGAACUAUGACCUUCAAAAUACCGUCUAUGGGAUGCAUCUCUCCGUUAAAGGUUACAAUGACAAGCAAGACAUCCUACUGAAGAAGAUCAUCGAAAAGAUGGCCACAUUUGAGAUCGAUGAGAAGCGUUUUGACAUCAUCAAGGAAGCGUACAUGAGGUCUUUGAAUAACUUCAGAGCCGAGCAGCCACACCAGCAUGCAAUGUACUACCUCCGUCUUCUCAUGACUGAGGUUGCUUGGACCAAAGAUGAGCUCAGAGAGGCUCUAGAGGAUGUAACUCUCCAACGCCUCAAGGCCUUCAUACCUCAGCUGUUGUCACGGUUACAUAUUGAAGCCCUUCUCCAUGGCAACAUCACCAAGGAGUCUGCUCUUGGCAUGAUACAAAUGGUGGAGGACACGCUCAUAGAGCACGCGCACACCAAGCCUCUUCUCCCGAGCCAGCUGAUCCGCUACCGAGAGAUGCAGGUUCCAGACGGUGGCUGGUACGUUUAUCAGCAGAGGAAUGAGGUGCACAACAACUGUGGCAUCGAGAUCUAUUACCAGACUGACAUGCAGACCACGCACGAGAACAUGCUACUGGAACUCUUUUGUCAGAUCAUCUCAGAGCCCUGCUUCAACACUCUGAGAACCAAAGAACAGCUAGGUUACAUCGUUUUCAGCGGGCCAAGGCGCGCUAACGGGGUCCAAGGCCUGCGCUUCAUCAUCCAGUCAGAAAAAGCGCCUCACUACCUGGAGAGCCGUAUCGAGGCAUUCCUUUGCACCAUGGAGAGAUCUGUGGAGGAGAUGAGCGACGAAGCUUUCCAGAAGCACAUCCAGGCCUUGGCUAUCCGCCGCCUGGACAAACCUAAGAAGUUAUCUGCUGAGUGCGCCAAGUACUGGGGAGAGAUCAUUUCUCAGCAGUAUAACUUUGACCGAGAUAAUGUUGAGGUGUCCCAUCUGAAGACAUUGACAAAGGACGACAUUAUGGAAUUCUACAAGGAGCGUCUCACCCUUGAAGGACCCAAAAGACACAAGGUGUCUGUGCACGUGCUGUCCAGAGAGAUGGACACCUGUCCUGUUGUGGGAGAAUUUCCGGCUCAGAAUGAUGUCAACUUGGCUCCCGCCCCGUCUCUGCCCCAGCCAUCGCUGGUCCAAGACAUGACCGAGUUCAAGAGGAGUCUGCCUCUUUUCCCUCUGGUCAGGCCUCACAUCAACUUCAUGGCAGCCAAACUGUAAGUUGUAACACCAACAAGGAGCCGCCACAUGUCAGGAAGACGAGGACCUGACUAGGCCUGCAUGAGUGUGUGUUUGCGUGUGUACUUGUGUGGCAGACUGGAGCCACUAAAGAAAGUGCUUGGAAACAAAUUGUGUGUAAUAAAAAAUGCGACGGUCAGCAUUGGCUGCGAUUAACGCUAGAGCCUCAUGUUCAAGUGGAACAGGAGAUGCAACACUCAAUGAUGUCACAGUCCUUUGAAGCUUUUUGUAGAGGAGCUAGAGACCCCCACCAUGUCCACCAUCCAGCAGUUCAUCCCCUCUACAUCGGCAUGUUUGAGUCCUUCUUUCGAAUCUGAUACUCUUUUAAGAAACACUUUUUUAUUCUGCUUAUCACCCAUAAAGUUAUUUAUUUUUAUUUUCUUUUAAUUUCCUCUUAAAAUGCCAGGAAAAGGACAUCUCAGGGGUACCCACAUGCCGAUUUAUUGUUUUUUAACUUCACUUUUAGUGAUUGAAAAGGUUUUCUUAGUGUCCUCUGCAUUCAUAUUUGGUUCACUUCAAUAAAUGUGAUCAAAUCCUCA
Entelurus aequoreus (snake pipefish) is the source of this 3675-nucleotide messenger RNA. RefSeq names its product insulin-degrading enzyme (gene ide). The record is from RefSeq and is a predicted model, not a curated record. Gene Ontology annotation, cellular component: mitochondrion; cytosol; peroxisomal matrix. The transcript is spliced from 25 exons. Lineage: Eukaryota; Metazoa; Chordata; Actinopteri; Syngnathiformes; Syngnathidae. Gene Ontology annotation, biological process: peptide catabolic process. The coding region runs from base 71 to 3118 and encodes 1015 amino acids. Gene Ontology annotation, molecular function: metalloendopeptidase activity; metal ion binding.